UUAACAAUUUGCUCGAAAGUUCUUUCAAUCUCGGCAAAGCUGUGCAGGUUCCUAAAUGAUUGCUCGGAUAUGGUACAAUGCGCCUUUUAUUCGGUUUUUUGUACGCGGAGGUCAACAUCCACACGUGCGGCUUUAAAGACAAAUGGGCGCAUAAAUGCUACGAUAACAAAAACCUUAUUCUUUUUUUCGCCGUAUCCCUCCAUGAUAGCAGGAAAGGGCAUGAAUUAAUAGCCCAAGAUCUGGAUAAUAAAUGUCAAACUAUAGCUCACGGCAAGUGGUCACAGCAAAAGAGUGGAAGCACAUGUCAGCCUUCCACUGGGCACAAAGUUUCCCAUAAAUUAUCAUCUCUUUCGUGCAUUUGUGGUGAAGAAGCGAUAAAGCAAGUAGAGAGGUCGAAACUACUGGCGGUAGGCCGCAUGAUGGCCAGAAGAAUAAAUGCCCAGGCCUCUGUCACAAGCCAUCCAACUGUGUUGGCCUACGAGCGUAUGCCGCAGCAAUCAAUUACGAAUAGUUUAGUAGCAACUAAACCCAACAUAAGUGCUACUCUUACCACUGCCUUCGACAGCCCAAAUGACUUUGUUAAUGAUUUCAAUUACGCAAGAGCGAGCGACAACUAUAGUUUUAGUGGCGAUGUAAUAGUGGCAAACAACUUUACUUACUCGUAUUUCAUACCUGCCGUAUUGCACGACGUCCUUGCUCCUACAGCUUUGACUAUGACAUUGUCCAUGCCAUCGUAUGAAUCCAAACCAAAUUUGAUUGAGAAAAAUUUUACGACGUCUCUAAAUAGGAGCAGUGAAGUUCCGGAGGAUGUGCUGCCGACCGUUUUAGGAUCACCAGCGGUGACGAUCGAGAAUGGUGAUGUUUUGAAUGCGACAAACGACAAGCUAAACUCGUUCUAUUUCUAUGAGACUGAACAGUUUGCAGUUCUUUGGAUACUAUUCACAGUGAUCGUGCUUGGAAACUCUGCCGUGCUUUUCGUGAUGUUUGUAAAUAAAAAUCGAAAAUCACGAAUGAAUUACUUCAUUAAGCAGCUAGCAAUCGCAGAUCUUUCUGUCGGCCUGCUGCAUGUGCUUACCGACAUUAUCUGGCGCAUAACGAUUUCGUGGCGAGCCGGCAAUAUCGCCUGCAAGAUCAUUCGCUUCUCCCAAGUAUGCGUAACCUACUCGUCCACAUAUGUGCUUGUUGCAAUGAGUAUCGAUCGCUACGAUGCCAUCACACAUCCAAUGAACUUCUCUAAAUCAUGGCGCAGGGCGAAGCAUCUUGUCACAGCGGCAUGGGCGGUUUCGGCUAUUUUUUCACUACCCAUUUUGAUGCUGUAUGAAGAGAAGCUUGUACAAGGACAAAUGCAAUGCUGGAUCGAGUUGGGAUCACCGAAAGCAUGGCAAAUUUACAUGUGCUUAGUGUCUGCCUCACUAUUCGUUGUGCCGGCAUUGAUUAUCACCACCUGCUACGCGAUUAUCGUAAAGACCAUUUGGGCGAAGGGCUCUAUAUUUAUCCCAACAGAACGAACUGGCUAUAACAAUCCAACAACCAGAAGAGCAAGCUCGCGCGGAAUAAUACCCCGUGCCAAAGUAAAAACUGUCAAAAUGACUUUUGUGAUUGUGAUUGUAUUUAUAUUGUGCUGGUCGCCGUAUAUUAUCUUCGAUUUGCUGCAAGUGUUUGGACGUAUUCCGCAAACUCAAACAAACAUUGCCAUAGCAACAUUUAUACAAAGUUUGGCACCCUUAAAUUCUGCAGCUAAUCCACUGAUAUAUUGCCUCUUCUCUUCGCAAGUCUUUCGGACGCUCAGCCGUUUUCCACCUUUCAAAUGGUUUGCAUGUUGUUGCCGCACUUAUCUGAGCAAUUCCACACAAAGGCGUUGCAGCACCGUGAGUCGACGUCUUCAUCACAGCUGCGAUUCAAUGCGAACGCUAACCACUUCGUUAACCGUUUCACGGCGAUCCAACAAAGCAGCGGCCCGUGUGGUAAUAUGCGAAAGGUCAAAAGAACCGCUAGCCGUAUCAGAAGUGUGAUAACUGCAGUGUUGAUAAAUAGAAACCAUCCAGAAAAAAAAUGUAUUUUAAAUGUAUGAAAUCCUACGUAAGAUAAGAAUUUUAUUCAUAGUUGCGUAUGUUUGCAUGUAUGUAGGUAACUAUUUCAUUUCCAUUUUAAAUGUAAAUAACUUCAGCUUCAAUCAGUUGGGUUUUCUUAUAAGAUAUAUAUGUUUGUAUAUACGUACUGUAUUUCUAAUCUAAAAUACUAUAUUUACAUUAUGUGUAUGUAUUAGUGUGAGCUUAAUAACGCUGCGGCCAGAACAUGAACUCGAUUAGCGCCACUCUGGUGCCUGAACAGGAACGUAGUGAUGGAAUUUGAGAGCAAAAGUUAACAGAAAAUCACCAAAAUAAAACCGCCGAUAUAAAAUAUAUUAAAAUUUGUUUCUCAAGUUUAGACUAUUCGUCCUUCCUCCAUUGUACAGGCUGUCUGGCAUUUGGAAAUUAAUUAUUUUGUUGGAAGUUGGCAUUAAGCAUGGAACAAAAUUUCGUUCAAAUGACUUCCACAACUGCCUUUUCUCAGAUGCACACAGUGCCCUCACGUGGAAACCAAUAAAAUGAGCAAUUAAAAAAUCGGUUAGCAUGGCGCAGUGAUGCUCACUAUUGACUAUAACGGCAGUUUCUGUCGCAUUUUCGGAAAAAAAGAUUCAGUAAUACCGCCAGACCAAAAUCCACACCAAAUAGUCAAUCGUUGUGGGUGCAUCGGCAUCUCCAUGACGAUGUGGGGUCUCCGAUCCCCAAAUACGGGGAUCUUUUGGUUAAGAUAUCCGAUGAAAUGGAAAUGAGCUUAAUCUAAAAAAUCCUCCUCAAAUCUUCAACCAACCGUAUUUAAAGCGAAAGUGACCCAUUUUCUGAACGCUGUCAAGGUAACAAAAAAAUCGAUAGUUCACAUUCCAGACGCUUGCGGGGUCACCUUGUACUCGUUCGCUGAAAGGCCGAUAAUUGAGGCAUGAAUACUCGCAUGUUUUUCAGAGCAGUCUGCGUCCCUUCCCAAAUGGGCGACUUCCACGGUAAAAAAUGGAAUGAUCAACUGCACUGACUUUAUGAUGAAAUUUACGAUCUUUCGACUAUGUCCGUAACACUGUGAGUGUUCAGCGUAAGGUUCUAUAUUCGGUGCCCUACAAUAAAAACUUUUUAAGGGUAAAGAGUAAAGUUUGAGCUAUUUUUAGUUUUUUUUCUAUUUAUAUAUUUGGAAAACUAGCUUCAUAAUAACCUAAGUGUUAAAUAAAAGCGUUUCGUUUAAGGAAAUCUUAGAAGUUCUUGUAGCUCUUAUAAACUUUAAUUUGUUUACAGUUUCCAAUACUUGCAACAAUCUUGCGGCAAGCGAUGAUGUGGUUAUGAAGAAUUUAAAAGACUAAACCAAAUCUCAAGGUACAGUAACCACAAUUUGUAAAGAAAAAGCAGCAAAAGUUCAAAAUACUUUGAAUAAUAUUGUAAGAGGAAGCAACAUUGCUAGGCUUUACACGCACCCAUACACUCACACUCAUGCAUAAUCAGCCUGUAUAACAUUUUUUGUAAAUUUUUAUUAAAUUUAAAAUAAGGAAUAUCAAAAGCCAUCAGAAAGUCAAGACAUCUGUAAGUAAGAGUGCAAAUAAUAGGUUUUUGCCGCACACUAAGCUUAUUGCUUUAGAAAUAAGAAAUAAGAAUUAAUGCUUAGAACAAUAUACCAAAUAUUUUUCUUUAUGCCAAAUUUGUCAGAAUUUUUGGAAAAUGUAAAUGUGAAAAAUGUAUAUAAGAUGACACUGAUAAAUUACGAGUAUAUAUAUAUAUUUAUUA
Anastrepha ludens (Mexican fruit fly) is the source of this 3806-nucleotide messenger RNA. It is a transcript of the gene CCAP-R, whose product is annotated as cardioacceleratory peptide receptor. The coding region runs from base 78 to 2012 and encodes 644 amino acids. The transcript has 5 exons. The record is from RefSeq and is a predicted model, not a curated record. Lineage: Eukaryota; Metazoa; Arthropoda; Insecta; Diptera; Tephritidae. Gene Ontology annotation, biological process: G protein-coupled receptor signaling pathway. Gene Ontology annotation, molecular function: vasopressin receptor activity. Gene Ontology annotation, cellular component: membrane.